Molecule: messenger RNA, 3589 nt
Organism: Dreissena polymorpha
Lineage: Eukaryota; Metazoa; Mollusca; Bivalvia; Myida; Dreissenidae
Exons: 3
Coding region: 295-2061 (588 amino acids)
Biological process (GO): positive regulation of DNA-templated transcription
Cellular component (GO): nucleoplasm; chromatin
Molecular function (GO): zinc ion binding; protein binding; ubiquitin-protein transferase activity
Source: RefSeq, a predicted model, not a curated record
UUGUAUGCACACAUAAACUAGUUGUUAAAGCUCUGUGGGCCAAUAUGGUUUUAUCUUACCCAUGUCACAUGACUGGUGAUAUUAAUACUUUGUUUGCUGGAGAUAUAAACUUGCCAACAAACCGAAGUUGAUAUUUAUUUGAAUCUGUUUAGUUGAACAUUAAGUGUUGAUAGACAUUGGACAUUAUAGCUAGAUGGAGUGUUUUUUGUUUGUUUAAUAGUCGAUGAGCCUAGAUGCCUUAUUAUUUGAGUUAAAUCAAAGAUGUACUGAAUAAAGUAUUCAGUGGUCAGCAAAAUGGCAGCUUUUUCGAAAUCCACCACUGAAAAAGGAAAUGACUGGGUCCAAGACUUUUUGUGCUCGGCGUGCGAAGACGAGAAACUGGACGAAUCUGCUGAUUUCUACUGUGACUCUUGCGAGAAGUUUUACUGCCGAAAAUGUAUUCACUUGCACGGCCAAUUGUUUAAGAAACAUUCCACUCAUGGAAGGAGUGAUUUGAAGAAAUGGCCAGUGGUCAAAAAGGUGGAAGAUUUUCUUCUUAAAUGUGAUGUUCACAAAGAAGAAAACCUUGUAAGUUUUUGCAAAGACCAUAGCAAGCUGUGCUGCAAUACUUGUGAUUUCCAUUAUCACAGGCAAUGCAAAACGGUGAUGCUUUUAUCUGACUUGGUUAAAAAUACCUCCACAGACCUUAAACAAGUAUCAGUUACUAUCCAAACUACUCUGGCAGAACUGAAGAAGCUUCAAGACAAUCAGGAGGCUAGCAUUCAGUCUGUGCAAAGUUCAAAUGAUGAGCAGUUACACAAGAUACAGGAAACUCGGCAAAAAAUACUUGCAGCCUUAAACAUGCUUGAAAAGAAAACUCUGCAGGAAAUUAAAGAUACACUGACAAAACUGCAAGCCUCUUUAAAAAGUGAUGUUGACAAAUGUUCCACUCUUGGAAAUGAAUUAAAACAACUUAGAGACGCUAUUCAGGACAUAAGCGAUAAAAGCAAGCAGGAACUAUCUUUUAUAGCCAGCAUUAAAUGCAAGGACAAAAUACAGCAUUUUGAAAACUAUCAGAAGAAGAACUUUGCUCAACUAAAAUCUUCUAUAAUUUUCCAUCCUAAUAGUGAAAUAAUGCAGUACCUUUCCAAGUUGUCAGGUCUUGGGAAGAUUGAACACUAUGCCCAGUCAUUGACUGCAGUGGGAAAUGCAGACAAAAUCAUAAGGAUUGAACACAAUGCCCAGUCAUUGACUGCAGUGGGAAAUGCAGACAAAAUCAUAAGUAUUGAUGGGAAGUCUGAGUAUGCUGUAUGCGUACAGGGUGAUUCAACUUGCCUUAUCAGAGGCAUAUGUGUUCUCCCUUGUGGACAAGUCCUUGUUGCAAACUGGUCUAAUAAGAAAGUCAAGCUGUUGAACGAGCAGUACCAGGUUGUGAGUCACUGUAGUGUAUCUGAUGCGCCUUAUUUCAUAUGUCAGAUCACACCCAGUGAGGUUGGUGUUACUGUCGGUUCAGAGGUCCAGUUUAUCAAAGUCAACAACAACCAGCUGGUGAAAGACAGAAAGCUCAAGUUUCAACAUAAAUGUUUUGGUAUUGCCUCCCACCAGGGAGACCUAUUUGUAACCUCUGGUACUGAACUAUACAACUACUCGCUGGAUGGUAAACUAGUCAGCAAACUUCACGAGAAUAAGUCAGAUACAUCGACAGUCAAAAGUUGUGCAGUGAGCCCGACAGGUGACAAGUUGUAUAUCAUGAACUUAAAUCAGGGCAAGGUCCUCACCCUGGCCAGGGAUGGAUCAGUCCUUUCCAUCUUCGAAGACCCUAAAUUGCUAGGUCUAACUUGUGUACAUGUGACACCUGCAGGCCAGGUGCUGGUAUGUGGACGUGAUUCCUGUAAUAUCAUACAGAUUGACAGUAAGGGCAGUAGGAAGCUGGCCACUCUGGCCACUCUGGCUACAAUAAGGUAUAGUCUAUGGUCGGUCUGCUACAACAGCAACACUGACUCCAUUAUUGUGGGAACGGAUUACAACAAGAUCCUGGUGUACAAAGUGAAAGAGCUUAUCAUUUUUGUUUCUGAUUUGUAAUGAUAAGUGAUAUAAAUUACUAUAAAGUGAUAUAAAUUACUAUAUCUGUUAGUCAUUAAGUGCUAUGUUACACAUAUAUAUAUUUGAUGUGUAGUAAUAAGUCGAAAUUAAUGACAAUAGCUGUUUGUGUAAUAGUGUUAUGUUACAAUUCAAGAAUGAAUUUGAAGUGUACAUACUUAUUUUUUUCUUUAAAUAAUGUUAUUACGCAUGCUAUGUUUAGAAUGUGAUAUAUGAGAUUGUAACAAUGUGUUGAUUGGUUCAUUUUUUGCUCUUUAAGUGGCUCUGAUAUAUUUAAGUCAAGGGAAUACUUAUGGCUCAAUAAUACUAGCGGAUAUUUUGUCAUUAAUAGAUAGUUUUCACAUUAAAACAACUUUGAAAUGCGUUGUUAUUGUUUUGCAGCUUGUAUGAUUGUUUUCCAUCAUUUUGCGCUUUGCUUUGCUAAUCAUAAUGGUGUACCAAACCCUGAGUUGGUAGAGAAAAACAUGUUACUCUCUGUUUGUUUUGUAUGAUAUCAGGCGAGGCUUAGAAUAAAAUAAUGGUGAAGCUUGCCAAACCUUAAGUUUAUUUUCACCAAGCCUGAUAUAUUAAUAUACGAUCAGGCAGUUGUCUGUUUUUCCGUUCAUCAUAACUUCGUCUCCAUUUUGAAAGAAAUAAUGACAUUAUCGCUGAAAUGCUGCAUUUUUAGCGGGAAUGAAUAUGAGUUUUGAUGUUUGACUACUUAAUAAUGACGUCAUGAGCACUUGUGCAAAAUACUUGUAAAAUAUGUGUUUUGCUGUGUUUGUAAUUUUUUCUGUCAAAAAUAUUUGACAUCUUUGUAUCAAAUUGUUGGUUUCGUUGAAUCUGAUUUUAUUAUAUACCUGUUUAAUGCUUUUAACAAAAUACAGGUUGUAUCAGUCGUUGAUAUAAAAACCCCGUAUUACGCUACUCGCUGUUUCCAAUUCCGUAUUACCAUACUAGCCGGACACCUUUGACCCAUUUAAUUCAAUACAUUACGCGCACCGAAAAUAGAAAUAUUUUAUAUUACAAAAUAUAUUACGUAGUACAUCGUGUGACGUCAUUUCUGUUAUGAAACACAAUAGUUUUAACUAAACACAAUGGAAUUUAAGGACCUGUCGGACGUGGUGUUUUUUAACAGUAAACUAUUUGUUAAAAACAUCGAACGAAUUCAUAACGUAUUUUGGAGUGUGUGUUUAUCAUGCAUAAAUGUAUAUUUCGAUAGGAAUACAAUAAAAUAGUGUGGUUUAAACUAAGUUUCGAUUAAGACAUGGAAGAUAGAAGUGGAAGUGCAUAUUGUUUCAACGUUUUUGUUAUAAACAUCGGAUUAAAGUUGUCAACUAAAUUGUUAUAAACAUUGGAUUAACGAUGGCAUUAAGUUAAGCGUGUUGGAAACCUGUGUUUUCCCGGUUUGAAUGUUAACACGUUAAUUUACAUAAACUGUAUUCAUACGCGUAUUAAAUAAACUAUGGCGUACCGUUUUAGUCAUUGUUUUGUCAGUUUUGUUAAAGUAAAAAAUACAAUUAUUAACUGU